Messenger RNA from Cherax quadricarinatus, 3175 nucleotides. NCBI's taxonomy places the organism in Eukaryota, Metazoa, Arthropoda, Malacostraca, Decapoda, Parastacidae. The record is from RefSeq and is a predicted model, not a curated record.
CUAGUCUUUUAGAUAAAUAGUUCAGAUAAGCGACAAGUUGACAAAUUAGACACAUGUGCAACACUCGGGUAUCUUUAUUGUGGAAAUGUUUCACCGUACAUUGACUUCAUCAGUCCAAGUGUUGCAUGUGUCUAAUUUGUCAACAUGUCUAGUCAUACACAACCCUAGCCAUGGAAAUGAGAAAUGUCCCCUCUGGUUAACAGCACUGGUGGCAGCAGUGAUGGUAGGUCCCAGAAUUGGUCGCUACGACGAUGGGGAAGAUCCGUUACCCAUGGGCUCCGCCACCAACGCCCUCUUAGGGAUGUUCAUGCUGUGGUGGGGAUGGCUGGGCUUCAACUGUGGCAGCACCUUUGGCAUAACUGGGGACAAGUGGAAGUACGCUGCACGCACGGCCGUAGUCACUAUCCAGUCAAGUAUCGGCGGUGGUCUGGCCGGAAUGAGCCUCACCUGGUACAAGAACCACAGACUCGAGGUCGCUGAUGUAGUCAACAGCAUCCUAGGAGCACUAGUCUCCAUCACAGCUGGUUGUGCACUCUUCACCACCUGGGAAGCUCUCUUCGUCGGUAUAGUUGGGGGUCUUACCGCUGUGCUGGCCAUGCCAUUCUUCGAUAAGCUGCAUAUUGAUGACCCCGUCGGAGCCACCUCUGUCCACGGCUUAUGCGGGCUCUGGGCCAUGGUGGCCAUCGGACUCUUCGUUGAAGCAGACAACUUGAUGGGCAUAACCAAGGGCAAGGCUGGCCUUUUCCGAGGUGGAGGAUUCUACUUACUGGGAGUACAGAGUCUCGCCUGCCUGUCUAUCUCAGCCUGGUCUGGUGGAUGCACCUUCAUUCUUCUCUACGUUAUCAAUAAGAUUACUCCUAUCCGGAUGACUGAGUGGGAGGAGCUGGUGGGCGCAGACUUCGCAGAACACGCCAUAUACCGUCGAAAUAUUGGGGUUUCAAGGGCCGUCUCCGUGCUGGGUCUGCAACAUAAUGGCUACGAUUUCAGCGACAUCCGGCCCCAGGGCGAUAACCCUUGUCACAUUAAGGUGCUCCAGACUAUGCAGGAUCUCUCACGUCGUGGCUCGACCGUCUCUAAAGCGGGAGGACAAGUGACCCGUGACCAAAUCAAGGCCUCAUUCAUUACCAGUUUCCUCAGCCGUAAUGCCACCAACCAAUCCCGCUCCUCUGACGUCGAAGUAACACCGGUGGAGUCGAUGGAACCUUCAGCAUUCAGCCAUGCCUGGACGUGAAACUGCGGUCGCCGAGGCCAGGUCUUCAACCGUGGAAGUAAUAUCGGUAGAAUCACUGGGGCCUUUAGCCAUGCCUGAGUGUGAAGUUGAUGUUCCGCCAUCAUGCACAGCUUCUACCUUCUACGUGAACGUGUCCUCAGGGAUAUAUGGGAUUAAAAGUAUACUAGCUCAAGGGUUCGAAUUUAAGGUGAUCUGAAAUUCGACAUCACACAUAAUACGUAAAAUUCAAAGUAAACUGCAGCAUGAUUAUCGGUGUUGCCUGUGAGUCUCAGACUCUGAAGUACUCUCUGUAAAGUACUAAAAAUAUAUAACCAAGACCGAGCUCACAGGAAGGAUGUCUUGUUGAAUAAAUUUUGAUUUAGAAAUGUAAGAAAACACAGUUUUGAGUGGAACAAACCUCAAAGUAGCGCUAUUGAUGAGAGCACUUCAUAUAGCUUUAAAAACAGGCUAGACAAAUACGCAAGUGGGAAUGAUUGUGUGAGCAUCACCUGCAGCAUGAGCCAGUAACCUACUGCAAAACUUGGUUUUCUUAUUUUUAUGUAUUGUCUGUAAGACCUUGUGUUAAAAAUUUCUAUUAGUUUUGGUGUUAUCAGCCCACGUCUUAAAAGUCAUCGACUUCAAGCGUUUCUAUUCGAACAUUAAACAUAAAGACUUUACAUUAAAAUGAAUCACUUGCGGAGACGUGCAUCUUUUAUAAUAGUUUAAGUCGCUAAGUACUGGUAGAGUUAAGAUCAUGCAGGAAUGGGGCGACCGCUCAGCCAAACUGAAUAGUUUCAGAUCGGCCAAAAAAAAAAAUGAUACCUGAUCAGUGAGAUUUAUGGGGACGAGGUUCACAGGUACGUUCCUGAAAUAUUUCAUCCACAUAAUUUGAGGGGGCCACAAUAAGCAACAAUUAAUUGUACUUACCAUUGUUGUACCUCAGUCAGGUGGGAUUUCAGACGCUAGGCUACACCAUGCCUCUCGGAGACCCACACUCUUUCUCCCACCCACAAAGUCGGGCCUGUCAAAUAUUAUAACAUAAAAUUAAUACCAAUAAUGUUCGUAAAUUACAAGAUAUUGUGUGGACUGUAUGAUGGUUUGCCACUUGAAAAGAAAGGGGAGGGGAUCUGUUGAGUACACAACAUUUUACAAAAAAAAAAAAUUAUGCAUAUUAUAUAAUGAGCACUUACCAUUUAAUUACUGGAUCAUAAUUAUUAUUUUUUAAAACACAUCCUAACGCUACCACUACAGCUAGAAUUUGCGAAGGUCAAUGCAUAACUAGUGUACGUUAUGGGUAAGCAUCACUUAACUAAUGUGUGUUUCUAGGAAAAAUCGAUGUCCUCUAUUUUUCCGUCCUUGUUGCCGAAAUAUUAGGGUUUUCCAAACUAUUUAACCCACUUCUUCAGCAGGAACGUGUCAGCAAUUUUUAAAUUACUGAAUGAGGCCAAUAUACACCAACUGAACUUCGGUGAUGCCUGAUUACAUUACACAAUUUUCCACAACAACCAGUACUCGCAAAUCACAAAUGAUGUCCUCCCGCGGCGUCACUCCCCAGCUGGUGUCCCCCCCCCCCACUCGAAAUUUCUCGAGGGGUCAAAUCAGCAUCACAAUUUAAUACACAAUUAUCAUAUAAUUCAAAUUUACACAUGCUGAAAUUAGGAAAAUUCUGAAUUUUCCACAGUCAUUAAGGCUGCAGGUAACUGUUUCACCACCAGACAAGAAUACUUUAAUAUCUAAAAUAAGGAUUAAAGUAACUAUCAGCAUGUAUACGCUGAAAUUAUUAUUAUUAUUAUUAUAAUCAAAAAGAAGCGCUAAGCCACAAGGACUAUACAACAAUAUACGCUGAAAGAAAUACACCUUUUGGUGUAUAUAUCCUGUGAAUUGAUAUCUAUGUAUGAAAAUGCACACGUGGGAAGAUAGGCUUCGGAGUGUGAAAUGAACAUAGAAAUAUGCUGUAAUAAUUGA